Molecule: messenger RNA, 1836 nt
Organism: Toxotes jaculatrix (banded archerfish)
Lineage: Eukaryota; Metazoa; Chordata; Actinopteri; Toxotidae
Gene: slc6a11b
Product: solute carrier family 6 member 11b
Exons: 14
Coding region: 1-1836 (611 amino acids)
Biological process (GO): sodium ion transmembrane transport
Cellular component (GO): membrane
Source: RefSeq, a predicted model, not a curated record
AUGACAGCUGAGAAGAGCGGGCCCGUUAUAAACGGUAAACCAGAGGAUGGCAGAGACCCGGAAGGGUCCAGCUCCAGCCUAGACAACGGGGAAUACAAUGAGAGGGGCCACUGGAACAACAAGAUCGAGUUUGUGCUGUCUGUGGCUGGGGAGAUCAUUGGGCUGGGCAACGUCUGGAGGUUUCCUUACCUCUGCUACAAGAAUGGAGGAGGUGCAUUCUUCGUUCCGUAUGUCAUCUUCUUCGUGUGCUGUGGUAUCCCUGUGUUUUUCCUGGAGACUGCCCUGGGUCAGUUCACCAGUGAAGGAGGCAUCACCUGCUGGAGGAAAGUCUGUCCGCUGUUUGAGGGUAUUGGCUAUGCAACACAGGUGAUUGAAGCUCAUCUAAACGUGUACUAUAUAGUGAUCCUAGCCUGGGCAAUCUUCUACCUCUUCAAUUGCUUCACCACUGAGCUGCCUUGGGCUGGCUGUGGACACUACUGGAAUACAGAGAACUGUAUUGACUACUAUGGAGAAAAUGCCACCAACAUCACAAACCCCAACGCUACUUCUCCAGUCAUUGAGUUCUGGGAACGCAGAGUACUGAAGAUAUCAGAUGGUAUUGAGCACAUGGGGGGAAUGCGCUGGGAGCUGGCCAUGUGUCUGGCCCUAGCCUGGUUCAUCUGCUACUUCUGCAUCUGGAAGGGACCCAAGUCAACUGGCAAGGUUGUAUACGUGACAGCUACCUUUCCUUACGUCAUGUUGUUGGUCCUGCUAAUCAGAGGAGUGACGCUGCCAGGAGCAUAUGAUGGCAUCAAGUUCUACCUCUACCCAGACAUUUCGCGUCUCUCUGACCCUCAGGUAUGGGUAGAUGCAGGAACCCAAAUCUUCUUCUCCUAUGCCAUCUGCUUGGGCUGCCUUACUGCUCUGGGAAGCUACAAUGCCUACAACAAUAACUGCUACAGGGACUGCAUCAUGCUGUGUUGUCUGAACAGUGGUACCAGCUUUGUAGCAGGUUUUGCCAUCUUCUCUGUGCUGGGCUUCAUGGCCUACGAGCAAAAUGUUCCCAUCGAAGCUGUGGCAGAAUCUGGUCCUGGUCUUGCAUUCAUUGCGUACCCUAAGGCUGUUACUAUGAUGCCUCUGUCUCCACUUUGGGCCUGUCUCUUCUUUAUGAUGCUCAUCUUCCUCGGCCUGGACAGUCAGUUUGUGUGUGUGGAGAGUUUAGUGACAGCUGUGGUGGACAUGUACCCAGAGACCUUCAGGAGAGGCUACCGCAGAGAGCUACUGAUUCUCGGCAUGUCCAUAGUCUCCUUCUUCAUAGGUCUCAUCAUGUGUACAGAGGGAGGAAUGUACGUCUUCCAGCUGUUUGACGCGUACGCUGCCAGCGGGAUGUGUUUGCUGUUUGUGGCCAUAUUUGAGUCCAUAUGUAUCGGCUGGGUGUACGGUAGUGACAGAUUCUACCUAAAUAUUGAGGACAUGAUUGGCUACAAACCUGUCUUCUUCAUCAAAUGGUGCUGGAUGAUCCUGACCCCGGGCAUCUGUGCUGGAAUUUUUCUGUUCUUCCUGAUUAAAUACAAACCGCUGAAGUACAACAACGUGUACACCUAUCCUGACUGGGGCUAUGGUAUUGGCUGGUUUAUGGCCAUGUCCUCGAUGGUGUGCAUCCCUCUGGGGAUUAUCUGGAUGAUCUGGAAGACUCCUGGCACCUUCUCUGAGAGAAUGAAGAAGCUGACGACUCCCAGCCCAGACCUGAAAAUGAGAGGGAAACUAGCUGCCCUCAGUCCUUUCGCUGCCAACGAUGCAAAACUCAAGGUUGAUGGGAAAAUAUCCACCAUCUCAGAGAAGGAGACGCAUUUCUAA